This is a messenger RNA of Knipowitschia caucasica, 906 nucleotides long. The record is from the annotation of a GenBank genome assembly. Lineage: Eukaryota; Metazoa; Chordata; Actinopteri; Gobiiformes; Gobiidae.
AUGUACGCAGCAGCUGCAGCCGGGUUCAGAGCCGUUGAGGCGGCAUGGCCGUAUGAGGAGGAGCUGCAGGAGCUGCAGAGAGCCCGAGAGGCCACGGGACUGGAGCUGGUGCUUAUCAACACGCCCCCUGGGAACCUCGGGGCCGGAGAGCUGGGACUGGGGGCGGCGCCCGGGAGACAGGAGGAGUUUAGGCGGGGGCUGGAGCAGGCUCUGGACUACGCCCUGGGGCUGGGCUGUAAGAGGAUCCACCUGAUGGCAGGGCGUGUCCCUCUGGGCUCAGAGCGAGAGGAGGUGGCCCCAGAGAUGGAGCGGGUCUUCAUCCACAACCUGCAGUAUGCUGCAGACCUGCUGUCUGAGAAGGGACUGACAGGACUGAUCGAGCCCAUCAACACCAGGAUAACUGACCCACGUUACUUCCUGGACUCUCCUCAUCACGCGGCGGCCAUCUUGAAGAGAGUGGGGAAGCCCAACCUGAAGCUGCAGAUGGACGUGUUCCACUGGCAGAUCAUGGACGGGAACCUGACACAGAACAUGCUCAAGUACAUGUCACUGAUAGACCAUGUGCAGGUGGCUCAGGUCCCAGAUCGUCAUGAACCUGACAGUUGUGGAGAGAUUAACUUCCUUCAUGUUUGGGACGUCCUGGAACAGAACUACAGCGGAUACAUAGGACUGGAAUACAGGCCCCGAGGCUCCACUGAGGAGGGGCUGGGUUGGAUCAGGAACUAUUGGAGCAGAACUGACUCUGGAGGAACUGACUCUGGAGGAACUGACUCUGGAGGAACUGACUCUGGAGGAACUGACUCUGGAGGAACUGACUCUGGAGGAACUGACUCUGGAGGAACUGACUCUGGAGGAACUGACUCUGGAGGAACUGACUCUGGAGGAACUGACUCUGGAGGAAACUGA